Molecule: messenger RNA, 2005 nt
Organism: Aedes aegypti (yellow fever mosquito)
Lineage: Eukaryota; Metazoa; Arthropoda; Insecta; Diptera; Culicidae
Exons: 2
Coding region: 751-1344 (197 amino acids)
Source: RefSeq, a predicted model, not a curated record
AUAGUUCAUACUGGCGAACCGGUUCCGCUUUCCGUUGCCGUUCCGCUAUCAUUGCGUUUGGACUUGAACAGUCAUAAAGCUGCGUUUCCCCGUAACUGAACUGCAUACUAUCCACGGAGAGAUUUAACCUGUUUUGAUGAAGCUGUUACCCAAAUGCCGAUAUCCGGUUCUCAAUUUACUUUACAGGUACUAAAUGUGUUUAGUUCCUCUGGUCAACCGUUUUUGAAACGUUUAAUUUCCGGAUUUACAAAACGACGAAAGUAAGUGUUCGCGCUCAUCACAGACGCGUCAUCGCUAGUUGCCGCUCAAUUGAAGCGUGUGGAGAGAGAGACGCUACCUAUUGUGCCAUUCAUCGGCGCAGUGGAAUAUUCCACUGCCAGUCAGCGUGCAGCUUCUUCAGUUGGCGCCAAUCCAACAUCGCGCCAAACUGCGAAGGGAAGCAUGAGCGGGAAAUGAACGCUUUUUGUCUAUCCGUACUGUGGGCCUAUAUAAGGCACACGCAUUAGCAUGUAAGAUUUGUAGUUUGUAUCGUUUCCCCCACCGAGUAGGCACGCUGCCUCUCGGUGGUAAUAAAUCAGUAGAAGAGUAGAAAGUGUUUCGCUUCUGUUCUCGUCGUCCGUCAUUCGUAAUAACACAACGUAGGGAAAGACGUCCUGGCCGAAACAUUGGUGCCGUGACCAGGAUCACCGAAUCAUAGGAGAAGAGAGGUGCCAAUACCGUUUCCGGACCCCGCCGUCCACCCGUCGGACCAUGCCGUCCAUCCGAACCGUAGCGUUCAAUUGUGGGACCUUUGCGUCCAUCCGGACCAUUGCCGUCCAUCCGGACCUCGCCGUCCACCUGUGGGACCCAGCGUCCACCUGCCGGACCAUUGCCGUCCAUGCCCCGGACCUCUGCCGUCCAACCGGACCCCUGCGUCCACCUGUAAGACCAUUGGCGUCUAUCCGGACCGUAGCGUCCACCCGAGGGACCAUAGCGUCCAAUCCCGGACCAUUGCCGUCCAACCGGACCCCUGCGUCCAUUUGUGGGACCCUAGCGACCACCUGUCGGACCUCGCCGUCCACCCGUUGGACCCCUGCGUCCACCCGAGGGACCAUAGCGUCCACCCGUCGGACCGAAGUGUCCAUUCGUCGGACCGAAGCGUCCACCGUCCGGGCCGUAGUGCCCAUCCAAAGAAAAGUGCAUCCUCGAAUCAUCACCUCGAAUCGUCGAAACGAAUCAUCACCCGAAUCAUCAAAUCGCAUCAUCCAAGCAAAACCGCAUCGAAUCGAAGCAAGCAACGGUCAAACCGAUCAUCCAUUCAACCGGGCGACGAUGAUCAACCAGAGCAAGCCACCAACCCAUUGAAGCGAACGAUCGAGCCAAGCACCCCAUGGACUACCUAGAGUGAGCGAAACCAACCAACCAUUCAAGUGAAUCAUCCAGGGAAGCAAGCAAUCCAUGGACCACGCACGAUCGCCAAAGUCCUACCUAGAAUAGCAGGCAUCGAUCGGCGAUCACCAUCCAAAUAGCCCGCAUCGUUUCCAUCGCCAAGCAAGCAAAUUGAACAGCACACCAUCCCGAGCGUACUACCUACGGUGAGCCAGUAUCGAUCGCCGUCUACCAUCAUCAUCAUUCUCCCCUGCCCAACCAACAGCAAGCUACUCCACAACAAAUUUGAAAACAUUCGUUUUCGGGCGGGAGUAUGUUCGCGCUCAUCACAGACGCGUCAUCGCUAGUUGCCGCUCAAUUGAAGCGUGUGGAGAGAGAGACGCUACCUAUUGUGCCAUUCAUCGGCGCAGUGGAAUAUUCCACUGCCAGUCAGCGUGCAGCUUCUUCAGUUGGCGCCAAUCCAACAUCGCGCCAAACUGCGAAGGGAAGCAUGAGCGGGAAAUGAACGCUUUUUGUCUAUCCGUACUGUGGGCCUAUAUAAGGCACACGCAUUAGCAUGUAAGAUUUGUAGUUUGUAUCGUUUCCCCCACCGAGUAGGCACGCUGCCUCUCGGUGGUAAUAAAUCAGUAGAAGAGUA